Molecule: messenger RNA, 3095 nt
Organism: Gallus gallus (chicken)
Lineage: Eukaryota; Metazoa; Chordata; Aves; Galliformes; Phasianidae
Gene: BDH1A
Product: 3-hydroxybutyrate dehydrogenase 1A
Exons: 7
Coding region: 682-1713 (343 amino acids)
Molecular function (GO): oxidoreductase activity
Source: RefSeq, a predicted model, not a curated record
GCCGCGCCCCAGCCGCCGGGUUAGUGGCCCAGCCUCAUUCAAACCCAGCGCCCGGGACGCCCGCCGGCCGCAGGUAAGGGGCUCCCGAUGACCUCGCGUGCCCGCGGGGAGGGGGCGGGCGAGCUGCGCCCCUUCUCUUCCUUCUCUUCUUCCUUCUCCUCCUCCUCCGGGCCACGCAGGCCGCGCGGGUAGCGGCGCCCGCCGACAUCUUCCCUCGCCCCCCUCGCGGGGCCGCGCAACGUUCGGGGCCGGGCCGCCGAGUGACAGCCGCCCGCCGGGCCGCCCGGGUGCUUCGUCCCACGCCCCCGCCCGGGGACGCAUCCUCGCCCGGCACCGGUGCGCUCCGCUGGGCACGGCCGAGGGGCGGCACUGGGCCAGCGGCAGCGUUUCGGGGGUUCCCGGAGCCGCCCGGUCCCUCCUGUAAGCGGAGCGACGUAGGCGCCUUUAAUGCACGCUUUCUAGACCUUUCUUUGCUGAGCUGCGGCCAACAGCAGCUCUUUCAUAGCAAGUUCAAGUUUAGGCCCGUUUCCAACAGGCCCUAAAACUGCAGAAUUCAACAGAGGCAUACAUAAAGCCAAACAAUUAGACACCAUUUUUCAGCUACGGUGAAGGAGACAGGGCUCUAAGCUGGGGUGCGUAUACCAGAGCUAAGGAAGAGCAGGCUCGCUGUUGAUAGGGAGCAUGUUGGCAACCAAGCUGUCCCGGCCUCUCCUGAACCUCCCUGUAAAAACCCUGACUGUCAAGAAUCCAGGGAACAGCUUCAGACCUGUGCAAAGAUUUUGCUUCCCCGUCUUGUCCUCAUGUGGCAGCCGCUCUUAUGCAAGUGAGGUUGAUCAGAUUGGCAGCAGAGCUGUGCUUAUAACAGGCUGUGACUCUGGGUUUGGAUUUGCCUUGGCCAAGCACCUACAUACUAAAGGCUUCAUUAUCUAUGCUGGCUGCCUGCAAAAGAAUAAAGGAGAGGGUGGCUCCAAGGAUCUGGACAAUAUGAACAGUGACCGAAUGAGAACUGUGCAGCUCAAUGUCUGUGACAGCAAAGAGGUGGACCGAGCAGUGGAGCAUGUGAAUAGCAGCCUGGAGGACCCAGAGAAAGGGCUCUGGGGGCUGGUUAACAAUGCUGGGAUCUCCACGUUUGGGGAGGUAGAGUUCACCAGCAUGGACACCUACAUGGAAGUAGCCGAAGUGAACCUCUGGGGGACCGUGCGAACCACCAAGGCUUUCCUCCCACUCAUCCGGAGGUCAAAGGGUCGUGUAGUGAACAUCAGUAGCAUGAUGGGUCGGAUGGGCAGUCCUGCCCGGUCACCGUACUGCAUCACCAAGUUUGGUGUGGAAGCCUUCUCUGACUGCCUGCGGUACGAAAUGCAGCCCCAGGGGGUGAUGGUCAGCAUCGUGGAGCCUGGCAACUUCAUAGCUGCCACCAACCUGUACAGCCCCGAGCGAAUCAAAGCCAUCGCCGAUAAGAUGUGGGACGAGCUCCCCGAGAUAGUGCGCAAAGACUACGGCAGAAAGUACUUUGAUGAGCAGGUCAGCAAGAUGGAGACGUACUGCAACAGCGGCUCAACAGACACCUCCCCCGUCAUUGAAAGCGUCGCCCACGCGCUCACCUCCACGGCCCCCUACACUCGCUACCACCCCAUGGAUUACUACUGGUGGCUGCGCAUGCAGAUCAUGACGCACAUGCCUGCAGCCAUUUCAGACCGGCUCUAUGUCUAUUGAGGCCUCACACUCCUAGGCUACCCCAGGGGGGGGGGGGGAUUUUGUUUUAAGGAGAGCAUUGUACACAAUUCCCAUUUUUUUAAUUUUUUCUAACCUCAUUUCAGAGUACUGUAGCUCUAAAGGGUUCAUUUAAACACCUGACAUAACCUAAAGGGCAGUAACUUGCAAGGGAUGCUUCAUAGGCAGGAAUGUAUUAUGUUUGCAGGGACAUUGUUUCUUUGCUAUUUAUUUCAUGUGAUCUUGUUAUUUCCACCUCGAAUGCCGAGAUAAAAUCAUUAGUGAAAUAUCAAUUGCUCUGAAAUGGUACCAGAAUAAUUUCUGCUGUUGAUCAUCCACAAUCUUCAGAAUUCCUGCUUAAGACGCAGCCUUCACACCAUAUAGCAGAGGCCCUCCAUGCUGUAGUGGCAAACCUCUGCCUCCUGAUGACUGGGAGCGUCCAACAGGCUUUCCCAGGCCUGGUCACAGUAGCCCAAAGCAAAGCAGAGGCUUCUUUAAUUUGGGGAUCAGAACUCAAAACACAGUGUUGAAACCAAGCAACUGACCAUAUCCCUUUUUCUCGUAGAAUUGUACCAAUAAUUACUAGGGAAAGGAACCAGCCUGCUUUUCUUGCAUGCUUUCUUGCAAAGGAAGGAAGGAGCUCAGUGGUAGAGGGACUCCGUUUGGCAGAACCCUCCCACAGAAGUUUCUUAAUCAUAUGAGCAUUCCCAUGAGCGUGAGGAGCUUUAUUGACAGGACUGCAGUCAUCAGGAUUGGCCCAUAGUAACGUUUCUCUUCUCUUCAACAGUAGUUGAACAUCAACUCCAGACUUCAUUUGGAGUAGAGUUUCACUCCAUCUCCUGUAGUUUGAGAGGGUCACCGUUGAUCAGAGGGAAGCAAAGAGGGUUAUAGUAGCAUUACUGAAUGCCAUUUUUGCCAGAGACUUCAAUGUGUUACAGCAUAGCAUUUGUGCAGCACCUUGCACAGAAGGGCCUUAACCCUCUCCGGGGUCUGUAGGCACGAUCCCAGUGCAGGUGCUGCUCAUAGUACUAACUUGAUUGAAGGAUUCACCGAGCCGAAGUACCUCUAGCAGGAUAUAAAUCUAACAAACCGUCCAUAACAUUAGAAAGGUAACUUUUAGAGCAGUUUCAUUUCCAUGGUGGUUAUGUUUACAUUUGUUUUGUACUGAAAGGAAAGGAUGGGAGAAAGAAAAAGCCACAAAAGAGCCUUUCAUGGGGAAGUGUGGAAAGAGUUAAUUUGUUUAAGCUCAAAAGGCAAAAAACAAAGUAAUUAAGAUAACUGUUGUUAGCAAGUUGAAGAGAAGGGAUCUCAUGUGCUCCGGUGACAUACCAUGACAUGACUGAACUCCUUUGGCUUAAUAAAUGUGUACAUGGAUGGUAACAAAA